AGACCAUGUAAACCACUAGAACUAGAAAAUGGCAGAGUUGAUUUAACCAGUUUCCGGCUUGGUGCAACAGCAAACUUCUCCUGUAAUGAAGGUUACAAAUUAAUUGGACGGACUUCUGCCCAGUGUGUGCUUGUGAAAAAUGGAGUUGAUUGGGAUCAGGAGGCUCCAUUUUGCAAAGUAAUACCUUGUCUUCCACCUCCUGAUAUCACCCAUGGAUCCCAUAAUGCUCUGAGUGGAGAAGAGUUUUUCUUUGGCUUAAAAGUAACUUACAAAUGUGACCCGGGCUUCUCUCUUAUUGGAGAGGCUUCUGUUUUUUGUACAACGAAAGAUGAUGUCAAUGGAGAGUGGAGUGGGCCUGCCCCUGAAUGCAAAGUGGUCAAGUGUCCAGAGCCUGAAGUCAAAAAUGGAAAAAAACACUCUGGGUUUGGACCUGACUAUUCAUAUGGAAACAUUGUAAUAUUUGAAUGUGAGUCUGGCUACACUCUGACUGGUAGCAGUUCAGUUAAAUGUGAAGCUAACAAUUCAUGGGUUCCAUCUUUGCCCACCUGUCUACGCAUAAUACAUACUUCUCCUUCAGGAGGAAUAAAAGAUACUUCUGGUGAGUUGGAAGAACUUUUUUGGGGGGGGGCUAUUUAAAGCUUCCAGAUUUUUAG
Molecule: messenger RNA, 653 nt
Organism: Terrapene triunguis (Three-toed box turtle)
Lineage: Eukaryota; Metazoa; Chordata; Testudines; Emydidae
Product: C4b-binding protein alpha chain-like
Exons: 5
Biological process (GO): negative regulation of complement activation, classical pathway
Source: RefSeq, a predicted model, not a curated record